AGCGUCAACGCGGCCGAGCUCGCGCCCAUCUACAAGAGUCAGUGGAAUGCGCUCCUGCUCACGGGCAAGGUUGCUGCGGACGCGAAGCAGAGCGGGAACUGGAGGGAGUUGGUCGCUAGGAAGGAGCUGCAGAAGCUCAGUGCAGAGGAGCAGAAGUACUGGAAGAAUGCGGCGAAGGAGUUCAACGACGCGCGUACUGCGGAGUACAAGCGAGUCCUGACGGAGCCUCCCUCGCAGACGCCGGAAGCUCGCCAAGCCGCGAUCAACGCCCUCCCCAAGUUCAUCGCUCCACUGCUCGCCGGUGUCUACGCUCGUACGGGCAUGCACGUUUGCUUGCUGCUCGGAGGCCCGAUGCCGAAGUGGGGCGGUCAGCUCAAGACCGUAUGCAUCGCCGCCGGUCGCAAUCAUCAGGGGGCGGCGAAGCCGUGGCCCGAGUGGCCUGGCUUCAACGCGGUCACCGACCACUUCAAGGAGUACCUCGCUUCUGCUUUCUCAGAAGCGGAGCGUCAGGCCAUGAGCCUGGUCUUUCCGGAGCUCACGGGGCUGGAGGAUGAUGGCGAGAUGCCGGUGUUGAGCGUCGAUGGGCUGUUGACCAUCGACCCGGAGGAGGAUAGUGAUGAAGGGGAGAUUACGGAGGACGAGGAGGAGAGAGAGGAGAGGGAGAAGUCGAAGAAGAAGAAGAAGAGCGCGUCGAAGAAGAAAAGCAAGGCAGUCGUACCCGAGGACAAGGACGACGCGCCGACCCCCAAAACGAAGGCGACGAAGACGAAGAAGACGAAGAAGACCCCCGCCAAGCAACCGAGCGUAUCUGGAUCCGACGACGCCGCUGAGUCCAACGACGACGACGUGCCGACCCCCAAGACGAAGGCCAAGAGAACCCCCGCUAAGACCCCCGCUCGACCUCCCCUCCCCGCGUCCUUUUGUCCCCAGCCGCUCGCCGGCUGCCACAUCGAUACCGGCGUGCCGCAGCAAGGCGCAUUCGACGUCACGCGUCCCUCCUUGACCUUCAGCCAGAAGGACCCGCCAAACGCCAACGAGGGACAGCGGCGCUUGCUCUGGAUGCGCGAGAAGUACCGGCUGUCUCUUCGCGCCGAGAUGCCGUCGCAGCAGCGCAGGCUGAUGAAGGAGUGGGAGGCCGACCACUAUGUCAGCCUCGAUGGCUUUGUCUUGAAGAGGUCGCAGGCGCCGCUCCCCGGCUCGGCGACGGGCAGCCCGACCGCUUCGGCGUCAUCACAGCCCCCCGCACCUCCGAACACGCCGCAGCCUGAUCCUCGUGCU
This is a messenger RNA of Schizophyllum commune H4-8, 1278 nucleotides long. RefSeq lists its product as uncharacterized. The transcript is spliced from 3 exons. The annotation marks the transcript as partial. The record is from RefSeq and is a predicted model, not a curated record. NCBI's taxonomy places the organism in Eukaryota, Fungi, Basidiomycota, Agaricomycetes, Agaricales, Schizophyllaceae.